UCGAAGACUUGAAAAACCGGAUUCCGGGAACGGGAGCAGAUAAGAGAGAAGGCAGCUGUCUAAGGUCAGGUGCCAACUCGUGAGCUUAGGGUCUGGUGCCGCGAUGGGAGCGGUGUUUGGUGCGUGUGGCUCUUGCUGUGCCGCGUGUGUGGGGUCAGCCGUGUCUACCUGUCUGAUCAAGGCACUGGUGAGCCUAUACAAGCCAACAGCCAACAGAUCUCCCUCUGUGUGCUGAUGUCUUCCCUGUGUGUGUGUGUGUGUCACAGGGGAGCGGUUCAACGAGGAGCAAGAAUGUGGCCAAGGUGCUGUACUUCGUCCUCAUGGUGUUCACAGCCGUGUUGGCUGUCGUGGCGCGGUACUGGGUGCCUGACGCACGAGAGUCGCUCAAGAGCUGGCCGGGCAUACAAAUAAGUAGGCGUGUCUGCACACACAUACACACACACACACACACACACACACAGAGAGAGAGAGAGAGAGAGAUGGAGCGCUGUUGUGUGUGUGUGUGUGUGUGUGUGUGUAUGUGUGUGUGCAGCCCGUGAUUGUGACGAGGCUUGUUUUCGGAACCACGCUGCCUACAGGGUUGCUUUCUCGGCGUCAUGCCUGUUCGUGAUCAUGUUCCUCACCUCACUCAUCGGAGGCACCUUCGCGACCAAAUCACACAGUAAGCACACGGACAGACAGACAGACAGACAGACAAGACAGACAGGCACCAGCGGAUGCCAUUAUGUGUCGCGUGUCGUUUUGCAGGGUCGAUGUUUGUGCUCAAGUUUGUGUUCAUCCCGUUGAUGUCUUUCGCCAUGCUGUGGGUGCCAAACUACUUUUUCGUGAGCCAAAGGAACCAACAAACCAACCAGCGACCAAACAAACAGCCAUUCUCGAUGCUGUUGCUUGUGUUUGUCUGUCGCAGGAAGGGUACGCGUGGCUGUCGCUGUUCGUCGCUCUUCUCUUCAUCAUCGCUCAGGUACACACAGACAGACAGACCACUGAAGGUGUGGUGCUUCAUGUUUGUGUGUGUGUGUGUGUGCGCCAUUCAGUGGAUGGCUCUGAUUGACUUUGCCUACUCGUGGAACGAGUCAUGGGUGUCCAAGGCAGAGGAGGACGACAACCGCAACUGGCUCAUUGGUACGCACACACACACACACACACAGCCAUACACAGCCAGCGAUCUGUCCGACCGUUUCUUUCUUCGUUUUUGGUGCUUUCUUUCCGCUGUUCAUUCAGCCGUUGUCGUGUGUUCGGUCAUCUUGCUUGUGGGGUCAUGGACAGGGGUGAGACACGGCACACCUGCACACACACACGUGUUGCUUGCCUCCCACACACACAUUGUGCUUCGCUUCCUGCGUCCAUCAGACGAUCGUCAUGUACGUGCACUACAACGACCCCCUGAGCCACGGGCUGCUGUCCCUGUCGCUCAUCGGCGGCAUCGCCCUGCUGGUGCUCUCCAUCACCGACUUCUGCGGACACGGAGCUAUGCUGACGAGUUCGGUUGUUGUGGCCAACGUGACCUUCAUGACGUGGUUCGCCCUCAUGAGCUCCCCCAUCCACAGGCAAGAGGCCGACUCGGUGGCGAAGCUCUUUUUCGGUCUGAUCAUCGCAGCGAUUGCCCUGGGAUGGACGAGGUGAGCCUGCCAUAGGCAACGAGGGAUGCCCCGCAGCCAAUGUGUGUGACUUUGCCUACCUGCGCGUCUGUCUGUCUGUCUGUGUCAGUUCGUCGCUCGCCAACAGCCCUGAUAUUUUCCAUGUCGAGAAGAGGGAGGCCGUCGAGCAUGAGCGAGUGUCAGCCGUCGCCACACAACCAAAACCGGUUGGUAACCAGCAGCCGAAAACGCGGGAAACCAAUGCAUGAUGUCUCUGUGUGAUCCAUGUGCAGGGUGAGGCGACUUCAGCGAUGGAAGAGGGGGAGACGGCCGCCGGCAAUGCGUCGUCUUCAUCGGAUGACGCGCCGCCCGACACGUACCGGGACGAGCAGGCGUCUCCUGCGGAUGUGCUGGGGAUCAGGUGGUUCCACUUCAUGAUGCUGACAGCGACGUUCUACCUGUGCAUGGUGGGCAGCAACUGGAUGUCCACCGACACUCGGUACGGUCAGCCACACACACACACACACACACACAGAGGGAGGGAGAGACACACGGGGCGAGGGAAAUGACGCUCUCUCUGUGUCGCUCUUUCUGUGUCCAUUCAUUGGUUGGGUGCAGUGAGAUCAACACUGGGUGGACCCAGUUCUGGGUGCAGAUGGCUGGCGUCUGGCUGGUCCUCCUGAUGUACCUGUGGACCCUCGUGGCGCCCAAACUGCUGCCCGGCAGAGAGUUCUGACACAUUUCUCUGUCUGUGGGUGCGGUGUCUUUUUCAUCAAGUGCGGCUGUGAGUGAGUUAAGUGUCUUUGUUCAUUAGUGUGUGUGUGUGUGCGUAUGUGUGCGUAUGGG
Messenger RNA from Vitrella brassicaformis, 2423 nucleotides. Lineage: Eukaryota; Vitrellaceae. The record is from the annotation of a GenBank genome assembly.